Prunus armeniaca (apricot) is the source of this 1557-nucleotide messenger RNA. The record is from the annotation of a GenBank genome assembly. Lineage: Eukaryota; Viridiplantae; Streptophyta; Magnoliopsida; Rosales; Rosaceae.
AUGGCCUCCAAUACUUCUGCAUCCGUUGAAGCUCGGUCCCAGGUCUUCCAAACUGUCUUCGAAGACAUCUGCCGAGAAGCCCAAGGCUCGGUUCUACCUGACAUCGUCGCGCCUUGGGCGGAUGAUGACAGUGUUUCCACUGACUCUUGCCUCCUUGGCCCCUCUGUGGAAGGGGGAAUGCCAGAGAGGCUGGCUGUUCAUUUGAAGGACAAUUUGGUGGAUCUUUCUGCUUUUGAUCAGGGAGACUACCAAGACUGGAAUGUCAUACGGCCGCAGCAGCAAUGGCCGACCUCGACCCCGGACUGGGAAAAGUGGCUGCCGAGGAUGGAGCACUUCUUCGGCCAGCAAUGGAAGGCUCAGGGGAUCUACCACCUGAUCAAGCUUUUUGACCGGUCGAUCGUCAUGGAUCGGUCGCUGUUGGCCGCGGCACUCAAUUUCUGGUCCUCGGCCACAAAUACAAUGAAUCUACGGUUCGGCAUGAUGACACCGACCGUGCUUGACACGGCCGUUCCAUUCGGCCUUUCUCCUCUUGGCGUGGAGGUGAAUGCUGUGCUGGUUGCUCCUGAGGUCGUAGGGAGUUUCAAAGCCGCGUGGCCCACGCUCACGAGAUUGGUCGGGAGCAAGGCGAAGAAUAUGCUUAACUACUCUAGCUUCUACAAUAACUUCGGUGUAGAGGACAGCGCCGAAGACGACGCCAUCGCCCCCCCUCCCCCCGGCGAAGUUGAGCACGCUGCAUUCUUGCUGUAUUGGUUGUGCAAGUUUGUGUUCUGCACCCAGGCGAACAAGGUUACCCUGGAGUUCACCCAUCUGGCCGACUAUCUUGCGCAGGGUGGGAGGCUAGCGCUCGGCCCAUUUCUCCUCGGCCAUAUCUACCGCAUGCUUCACGACGUCGUCACGGAUGGGAUGAAGCCGAAACACGGUGGCCCACUCUGGGCUUUCCAGUUUUGGCUCCAGGCCUUCUUCCCAAAACUGAGGGGUGCAACCACGGUCGCAGACACCAAGCCGUUGGCCAGGGCCCCCAGGAAACACAACACAAUGGCCUUCUGUUUCAAGUUUUUCUAUGAGUUGACUGAGAGGACCGGGUCACAGUUCUGGGUGUGCCUUGCUCGGCCGUAUCCUUUGUUCCUGGCGCACGACUUCUCCGUGAUUCCUGACAGUGAAACGGAGAACGAUUUGAGGGAGAUCUGGGGCUCUUUCCUGGUCGUGCGCGACCUUCAAUGUGACCUAUCCAAGGCCGGGGCCGAAGUUUAUUUGCCGCAUUGCGUGGCGCGGCAAUUCGGUCUGAUUCAGACAGUCCCACUCUUCCCUCUGUCAACGAACCGGCUCUCGUCUUGGAAGGCCGAUGUCUCCGAGAGCCAUGGCGUGGCUUGGAUCUCCUUCCAGCUUCAGAAAGGGAUGACCUUUCUUACCCUGAGGCCGUGGAAGCAUCGCAAUGUGUUCGACGAAGAUGGAAGGGUCUGGUAUGAGGACUUCAUCUCGGCUAGUGGGGUAAAGGGAAGAAGGCCUCAGCCACGCUUUCUUGGCCGAGUGCCCCGGCUGUGGUCGUGUCCAGAGUGA